Messenger RNA from Brugia pahangi, 2010 nucleotides. Lineage: Eukaryota; Metazoa; Nematoda; Chromadorea; Rhabditida; Onchocercidae. The record is from the annotation of a GenBank genome assembly.
AUGUCAACCAGAAUAGCAGCAAGAAAUGAAGAAAAACAAAAAUUAGUAUCAUGGAGAAAGAUAAAAGGUCAUUCGGAACGAUUUGAAAAUAUUACCAAGAAUACAUAUGAAGCAACAGAAGUGGAACAAUUUGCCGGAAUCUUUAACUAUGAUAUACAACGAAUACGACAACAAUUUAAUCAAACAACAUUUCGUUUCAUCAAUCGUACUGAUCACAUAUUUGUCACUUUAUCUCUUCUUGUCACCGUUGGCAAUAUAUUACGUUUUCCGGUUAUUUGCUCAGAAAGUGGUGGAAUCCUAUUUUUUAUCCCAUAUGUGUUAUGUCUUAUUUUUAUUACAAUGCCAAUUAUGUACUUGGAGAAUGCAAUUGGUCAAUACAGUUCGCUUCCAUCAAUAAAACUUUUUUGUCACAUCUGUCCUGCAUUCGAAGGAAUUGGUAUUGCAAUGUUAUUAGUAGCAAUUUGCAAAAGUCUUAUAUUAUCAUAUUCCGUAAUAGGUAUCUUCCAUACAUUUAAAAGUAUUACUACCGUAUUCAGUUCCUUAUCACAAACUACCUGGUUGGAAUGUGUUUACGAAAGUCAUUCAUCUUGUUAUGAUCCAUAUGUAAAAUGUAAUGAAGCAAUUGGUAAUUAUCAAUAUUAUUCAAAAUGUUAUAAUUUUAAAAAUGAUGAUCAAAUAUUAAUAAAUUCAAAUUAUACAUGGGAACAAGUUGUAAUAGCAUUAACAACAACUUCUGAAGCACUUCGUGAAUUUCCACCAAAUAUUUAUUGGAUGGAGAAAAUUAAUAAAGCUGGAAAUAUAAGUGAAUUUUUUAUCGUUUCGGCAUCUAUUGAGCAAGCAAUCAUUGCUGUAAUUGUAAUUCUUGGAAUACGUUUCUAUGCUAAAAUAGCUCGAUUUGUUGUAAUAUUUCCGCAACUUUGCAUGCUAAUUUGUAUUAUUUAUGCAACUGCUAAAGCUGGCUCUCAAAAUACGCUUGCUUCAAUAGCAGAAGGCUUUUCGCCGGAUCCGGAAAAAUUUUUCGAUCUAAAAGUUUGGAUCACUGCUGCACUUCAGGCUAUAAUAACAACAAAUAUAUUAGAUGGAACAUGUAUAACAUUAGCAGCAAUGAAGGAAUUCCGGAAUAAUUUCAUGCGUGAUACAUUUCUGGUAAUUAUUUAUGGAAUGAUAAUUAAUCUAUUUGGUUGUUUUUUUGUAUUUUCUGUAGGUGGUGCUGCUGUUAGCUUAAUGUUUCCAAUGAGUGUUGGAAAAGGAUUAGCAAUGCUUUGGAAACAUGGCGAAAAUAUAUAUUUCAUUAUGCUAUCAUUACUUUUUGCUAAAACUUUAUUUGGUGCAAUUUUAGUUUCACUUACAUUCUUUUCACUUUUUUUAUGCACAAUUGGCAUACAAGUAGUAGUAAUUGAAAUGAUCAUCAUGAGUGUAUAUCGAACUGUAAUACGAAUUAAAUUUAUCAAUCAAGAAACAUCUCGAAAUAUUAUCAUUUGUGUAUAUUUCUUAUUGAUGCAUUUAUACACUUAUAUAUAUGGUCGAUUAGCUUUUGGUGAUAUAAGAGUUCGUUACUUUUAUUUCUCGCUUAUUCUUACAAUACUUGCAUUUCUUGAGCUAUUAGCAUGCAUUCAUAUUUACCAUCUGAAACGAUUAAUUGUCAAUUUGCAUACAAUGCUUGGCGAACCACCAAAUAACUUUUGGAGAUAUUUGGGUUAUCCGGUAAAUUUGUAUUGGACUGCUUGUUGGUAUAUUAUUACACCUGCACUUUGUAUUAUUUCGGGUGGAGUUGCUUUAUUUAUUAUCAUUAGUGGAAGAUUAUACAGUGAUAUAAUUGCUUUAACUGUGAUAACAUUUCUUCCAUUAAGUGUUAUCAUUAUCACUAUGAUAAUUCAUAUUUUAAAACCUUAUGGAACUGGAAAAGCUAUAAAAUCAUUAUUUAUUGCUGAUCAUCAUUGGGUGCCAGAAUUAGGUAUCAAUCGUCAACAAGCACUAUAUGAAGAACGGGCUGCUCGUGCGAUAAUUUAA